GUGACAUGAUUUUUUUAUUUUUUUUUUAUUUUCCAUAAAUGUUUAUUUAUACAUAAAUACCCCAAAAAAAACACCGAUAGCAAUAUAAGUAUCGUUUAAAUGGAUAAAAUAUGAAUUUAAAUGUAUCGAUCUGUCGACCUACUAAUUAUGCAUAUUUCAAUCCCGGAAGUCACUCAGAACGAGGCUGUGACGUCAGUGGUUUCAUCAGUCAUAUUUGACAGACGGGUGUAAAGGCAUAAUUAGCGCAAUUUCGUUUUCGAAUAUCUUCCAAAAAAACGCAUGACAGUGAUUAAAAAUGGUUAUGUGUGCUGCGAGCGGAUGCAAUAAUAGACAUAAGAAGGACGGUUUAAUUAGUUUUUUCCGUUUUCCAAGUAACCCGCAGACCAGGAAGGCGUGGACACACUAUUGUAAGAGAUGGGGCUUCCUACCAAGCACUAGUCAUAGAUUUUGUUCCGCCCACUUUACAAAUGCAUGUUACGAUCGUGACCCAGAAGUGAUGAAAAAUCUCGAGGGCUGUCCUACCAUGAAGCCAAAACUCCUUCCAAAUGCGAUACCUGACAUUCCAUUUACACAACAAACAACAGCUGAGCCCAGGCCACCUAUACUUAAGCGGGGAGCUUAUGAGAAACGGAGAAAGGCUGAGAUCCUACAGCUUGCAUAUGACAACUAUGAACGAGACACGGAAUGUGUAGAACUACAAGUACCAGACAGUACCACAGAACCAGAACCCAAACUGCCAACCUCCAAUACAUCCAAAGUUACCAUGGUUACACAGACAACUCCACCAACAUCUCCAAAGUCAGUAAAACACAAGAAAAGCCAAUCCCACCUCCGUCCACAACAACGUACCAGGAAACAUCAAACAGAUCUUAAAAUUACACAACCUUCAGCAACAUACAGUACAAUUGCUACUCAGACUGAUGAUGACAUUACAAAAUGUACAUGUACCAGUAUUGUAACUACAACAACUAACAUUAAUUCAGCCCAAAACUCUGACGACGAUGAGGUUUCCAGCCAUGCAGAUAGUGAUGAGGACUACCAACCCUCAGAUGAUGACCAGAGGUAUGUACAAUUGUAAUAAAUGUACCACAAAAAACAUUUUUGUAGUUAUGGGGGUAUAACACAAUAACAUGAUCAGCUGAAAA
Molecule: messenger RNA, 1145 nt
Organism: Mytilus californianus (California mussel)
Lineage: Eukaryota; Metazoa; Mollusca; Bivalvia; Mytilida; Mytilidae
Exons: 2
Coding region: 296-1078 (260 amino acids)
Molecular function (GO): sequence-specific DNA binding
Source: RefSeq, a predicted model, not a curated record